Molecule: messenger RNA, 1159 nt
Organism: Actinia tenebrosa (Australian red waratah sea anemone)
Lineage: Eukaryota; Metazoa; Cnidaria; Anthozoa; Actiniaria; Actiniidae
Product: basic phospholipase A2 caudoxin
Biological process (GO): lipid catabolic process; arachidonate secretion; phospholipid metabolic process
Molecular function (GO): calcium ion binding; phospholipid binding
Source: RefSeq, a predicted model, not a curated record
CAUUGUUGCUUCCUACCUGCCAGAAGCUAUCCAUUUAGAGAACUUUAUUUUACUCAACUGGACAUUCCUUAAAUCGGAAUUGUAGUUAUCUGCAUUGGAUAGUACGAGAAAAGCUAAGAUCAUCUUUUUACUUAGUCAAGUAUUGAAGACAGAACUAUGUUCUACAAAACCGCCUUAUUAUUGGUCGCGGUCACUGCCUUUCUACUCACCGAAGUACAGGGCCACAGGAAAAAGUUUGUUGAAAGCAAGAAAGCAGUACGACCAGAGGUCCAGAAAAAAAAUCUUCUGCAGUUUGGUCUAAUGGUUAAUUGCAUGACUGGAAGGUUCGCUUUGGACUACAACAACUACGGAAGCUAUUGUGGAGUUGGAGGCUCUGGGACCCCUGUGGAUGACUUAGAUCGAUGCUGUAAAGUUCAUGAUGAGUGCUACGGUCGAUACGAUCACUGCACUCCUUAUUACAUCUAUUACACUUCGUACAGGACUGGAUGGCAUCCAAACUGCAAAAUAACCUGCGGUGAUACUGACCCAUGCAGGAAAGCAGUAUGUAUGUGUGAUAAGGAGGCAGCAGAGUGCUUUGCCAAGAACAAGUACAACCCGAAAAAUAAUAAUAAAUGGUUUUUAUGGUUUCGGAAGUAAUCUACCUUACGACUGAAGCUUGCGAUUUCAAUAAUUUUACUGAAGUUUUAUGAGCACUAAAGGGUAAAUAAAUUGAUCAUUAAUCAUCCUCAAUAAUAUCCUCAUCGCCAUCCUCUGAUCUCUGAUUAUCAUCAUAAAGAUAAUCAUCAAUUAUCAUUAUUGUUAACAUCAUACACAUCAUAGCUUAUAUGGCAUCAAACUUGAAUAAUAAAAGGCCGUUCAAGCAAUUUAUAGAUUAAUAAAGGCCGGUUUAGACGGUUCGAUUUUCGCCUACAACUAUCGUAUAUAACACGCUCGUGCCAUCCUACAACUCGAGUCGUAGCGUGUAAAUCAAGCCUAUAACUCGCCUACGACAGACGCGAGCGUGUUGUAUACGAUAGUUGUAGGCGAAAAUCGAACCGUCUAAACCGGCUUUAAUUUAUUGCUCAAUAAAUUUAUCAUCAUUCAUGAUAAUGAAAUGUCACCGUCAUCAUCCCAAUCGUCAUCAGCAAGCUUUUAAAAUAAAGUGCCAUUCAUAACUUUA